GCUGUACCUUCUCCAACCAACCUGUGCGAACCAUUUCUCAACUACACAUCAUGGUACAAAUGGCCUCCUCAAAGCUCAUCGCAGUAGCUUUCCUCUCUUCUCUUCUGGCCCUCCAUGCUCCGAUGACCACCGCAGCAAACUCCAACCUCUUCCGAGACUACAUCGGCGCCAUCUUCAAUGGCGUCAGGUUCACCGACGUGCCCAUCAACCCCAGGGUCCGGUUCGACUUCAUCCUCGCCUUCGUCAUCGACUACACCACCGCCACGGAGCCGCCCACCCCGACCAACGGCCGGUUCAACAUCUUCUGGCAGAACACGGUGCUGAGCGCCGCCGCGGUGGCCUCCAUCAAGCAGAGCAACCCAAACGUGCGGGUCGCCGUGAGCCUCGGCGGCGCCACCGUGAACAACCGGCCCGUGUUCUUCAACAUCACCUCCGUCGACUCGUGGGUCCAGAACGCCGUCGCCUCCCUGACCGCCAUCGUCCGGGAGUACAACCUGGACGGCAUCGACAUCGACUACGAGCAGUUCCAGGUCGACCCGGCCACCUUCGCCGAGUGCGUCGGCCGCCUGGUGACGACGCUCAAGAGCAGCGGGGUGAUCAAGUUCGCGUCCAUCGCGCCGUUCGACAACGCCGACGUGCAGCGCCAUUACCAGGCCCUGUGGGCGAGCUAUGGGAGCGUGAUAGAUUACGUCAACUUCCAGUUCUACGCGUACAGCGCCAGCACGACGGAGGCGCAGUACGUGACCCACUUCGACGACCAGAUCGCCAACUACCCCGGAGGGAACAUCCUGGCGAGCUUCACCACGGCGCCGACGACGACCUCGGUGCCGAUCAACACGUCGCUGAACGCCUGCCGGACGCUGCAGUCGCAGGGGAAGCUCUAUGGUAUCUUCAUCUGGGCUGCGGAUCAUUCCAGGAGCCAAGGGUUCAGAUUCGACACGCAGGCGCAAGCGCUGCUCGCCAACGCCCCCAGCUACUAGCUACCUUCAUUGUGGUCCUGAUUUUUUUUCAGCUGCAUUAAUAUUGAAUAAAAGUUCGUGGAUUAAUAUUGUUGGAGCAAGAAUGGGGGAUAAAAUUUCAAUUGUAAUAUGCAGUUAUGCUUUAUUUAAAUAAACUUUUAGCAGCUCUGAGUUUCGCUAAAUAAACUGUAAUAGUCUGUAUGUUUUCUUUA
Messenger RNA from Panicum hallii, 1171 nucleotides. Its product is annotated as chitinase 2-like. Gene Ontology annotation, molecular function: hydrolase activity, hydrolyzing O-glycosyl compounds. The transcript has a single exon. Gene Ontology annotation, biological process: carbohydrate metabolic process. NCBI's taxonomy places the organism in Eukaryota, Viridiplantae, Streptophyta, Magnoliopsida, Poales, Poaceae. The coding region runs from base 51 to 980 and encodes 309 amino acids. The record is from RefSeq and is a predicted model, not a curated record.